Messenger RNA from Oryzias melastigma (Indian medaka), 1080 nucleotides. It is a transcript of the gene prdx1, whose product is annotated as peroxiredoxin 1. Gene Ontology annotation, biological process: cell redox homeostasis; response to oxidative stress; hydrogen peroxide catabolic process. Bases 158 to 754 code for a protein of 198 amino acids. Gene Ontology annotation, cellular component: cytosol. The transcript is spliced from 6 exons. Lineage: Eukaryota; Metazoa; Chordata; Actinopteri; Beloniformes; Adrianichthyidae. Gene Ontology annotation, molecular function: thioredoxin peroxidase activity. The record is from RefSeq and is a predicted model, not a curated record.
UCAUUUCUUGAGGAAAGAAAAAGGAAGGGCUUUGUUCUCGUUCGGUCGAUGGUAUCGCGAGAUUUGCCGCGCUUUAUAAAAUCUCCAGAUGAAGUGCUGGAGCCUGUGCGCUUUCUGACCGUUGGUGUGGUGACAUCCUCUGAGACUAAAGAGAAACAUGUCAGCAGGAAACGCAAAGAUUGGAAGCUUGGCUCCAGACUUUACAGCUAAAGCUGUUAUGCCUGACGGCCAAUUCAAGGACCUGAAGCUGUCAGAUUAUAGAGGAAAGUAUGUAGUUUUUUUCUUCUACCCGCUGGACUUCACAUUUGUGUGUCCCACUGAGAUCAUUGCCUUCAGCGACGCUGCUGAUGACUUCAGGAAGAUCGGAUGUGAAGUCAUCGCUGCCUCUGUGGACUCUCAUUUCUCUCACUUUGCAUGGACAAACACACCACGGAAACAGGGCGGUCUGGGAACAAUGAAGAUUCCCCUGGUGUCUGACACGCGCCGCACCAUCUCCACAGAUUAUGGGGUCCUGAAGGAAGAUGAAGGCAUUGCUUACAGAGGUCUGUUCAUCAUUGACGACAAGGGGGUCCUGAGGCAAAUCACCAUCAACGACCUGCCAGUUGGACGCUCGGUUGAGGAGACCCUGCGUUUGGUUCAAGCGUUUCAGUUUACUGACAAGCAUGGAGAAGUCUGUCCAGCUGGCUGGAAACCAGGAAGUGACACUAUCAAACCGGAUGUCCAGAAGAGCAAAGACUUUUUCUCCAAACAGUAAUGAAGACAAGACUUUAGUGUGCUGUAGGAGCUGUAUUUUGAAAUAGUAUUUAGCACAAUGUGUAGGUUUCCACUGUGCCUGUUUUGAAAAGGUCUCUUGUCUAUGUGGUUAACGCUGUACUUGGACCAAAGUUUAGAUGUUUGAUUUGUCCUGUAUUACAAAGAACUACAUUCAGACUGACACUUAAAUGUUUGCUGUUCUGCAAGUCCUUAUUAUUGUUACACAAAUAUUCCUACAGCCAUUGUCAUUGAAAUUGACCUGUAUGAACUGUUAUGUUUUUCUAAGUGUAAGAGUAUCUUAAUAAAGAACAAAUCAACUCAUUGUAA